This is a messenger RNA of Recurvomyces mirabilis, 1536 nucleotides long. RefSeq lists its product as uncharacterized. The record is from RefSeq and is a predicted model, not a curated record. Gene Ontology annotation, biological process: transmembrane transport. NCBI's taxonomy places the organism in Eukaryota, Fungi, Ascomycota, Dothideomycetes, Mycosphaerellales, Teratosphaeriaceae. Gene Ontology annotation, molecular function: transmembrane transporter activity. The transcript is spliced from 7 exons. Gene Ontology annotation, cellular component: membrane. The coding region runs from base 1 to 1536 and encodes 511 amino acids.
AUGGCUGAAAAGACCACGGAGACGAUCGAUCAGCGAAGUGCAGAGCAAGCAGAUCCAAUAAAUUCGUCCUCAUCUUCCGAGCUCGAUGAAACCUAUCACCUGUAUAAGCAAGAAGAUGCAGGCAAUCUUGAUCCGGACGAAGCCAAAAGGGUCCUGCAUAAGAUCGAUUGGCAUCUUAUCCCACUCAUGAUGGGCACCUAUAUGCUUCAGUAUCUAGACAAAAGCUCGAUCAAUUUCUGCAGCGUCUUCGGUCUGCAGAAAGGCACUCAUUUGCACGGCCAGCAAUAUGCUUGGCUAUCAUCCAUCUUCUAUAUAGGCUACCUGGUAGCCCAAUACCCAUUCGGACGAUUACUCCAGGUAUUUCCCACAGCACGGGUCAUCGGCGUGGCGACCUUCGCAUGGGGCAUCCUACUCCUGACCACGCCGGCAUGCAAGAACUUCGCCGGCAUAGCCGCCAACCGCUUCCUCCUCGGAGUCACGGAGGCGGUCGUUAAUCCAGGCUUCGUCCUAACCCUGUCAAUGUGGUGGAGACAAUCUGAGCAACCGCUCCGCAUAAUGCUCUACUACAGUAUGAAUGGCGUAGCCGGGAUCUUCGGAGGCCUCCUCGGAUUCGCCAUCGGACAUAUCAAUACCGGCUUGGCGCAAUGGCAGUAUGUCUUCCUCAUUUUCGGAGCCAUUUCGAUGGUCUGGGCUGUGGUUUUCACGCUGUACAUGCCGAACCUACCGUCUUCGGCUCGAUUUCUGGAUCAGAGGGAGAGGAUAGUAGCGGUGGAAAGAGUGGCGGCCAACAGACAGGGAGUCAAGAAUCAUCAUUUCAAGUGGUAUCAGUUCUGGCAGUUUGCGAGGGAUCCGAAGACCUAUAUCUUGUUCUUCAUGAGUAUUGCUGCGCAGAUACCGAAUGCUGCUUUGGGUAGCUUCACUUCCUUGAUCCUUACGGGUUUCGGCUUCACGGCCCUACAGACACAGUACAUGCAAAUACCUGGCAAUGUCGUACAGAUUGUGACGCUCCUCGCCAGUGGCUACGUUGGCUCCCGCUGGCCGAAUAUGCGAUGCAUCAUGAUGCUUACAGGCAACUUGAUUUGCGUGAUGGCUGCCGGUCUUCUCGUUGGCUUGUCUACUGACAACAAGUGGGGCCGCCUGGUGGCUAUCUGGCUUUGCUCGUCCCAGAGCGUGGGGUUCGCGAUGAGUUUGAUCAUGGUCAGCAGUAACGUUGCUGGCUACACCAAGAAGCAACUUACCAACGCAGCUGUAUUCGUCGGGUACUGCGUGGGCAACAUCAUCGGGCCUCAGACCUUUCGUCAGAAGGAGGCGCCGCUCUACCACUCUGCUUACGUGGCAAUGCUGGUCGGGUAUUCUUUCAAGACCAUCUUGGUCGCUGUACUCUAUGUCUACAUGUGGAAGACCAAUGUUAAGCGUGACCGGGAAGCCGCUGCGAUGACUGCCGACGAGAUUGCUCAGCAGGAGAAGGAGGCCAUCGAGAAAGGUAUGCAGGACCAGACUGAAUUUGACAAUCGAGGCUUCAGAUACGUGCUAUGA